Messenger RNA from Magnolia sinica, 2240 nucleotides. RefSeq names its product pentatricopeptide repeat-containing protein At4g21065-like. Gene Ontology annotation, biological process: RNA modification. Bases 12 to 1394 code for a protein of 460 amino acids. Gene Ontology annotation, molecular function: protein binding; RNA binding. The transcript is spliced from 2 exons. NCBI's taxonomy places the organism in Eukaryota, Viridiplantae, Streptophyta, Magnoliopsida, Magnoliales, Magnoliaceae. The record is from RefSeq and is a predicted model, not a curated record.
CAAAUGUAUUGAUGACCACUCCACCAUUUUCCCGCCACCUCCAACACCUCUUCCAACGGUCAACUACUAUCACCCACCUCCUCCAAAUCCAUUCCAUCAUCUUCAAAACUGCCCUAGACAAUGACCCGCUCGUCAUUGCCACAUUUAUUUCAUCCUCCUUCUCAAUCUCCAUAGACUACGCCCGCUCGUUCUUCGACCGCCUCUCCAUCCCACCGCCGCUCUUCAUUUGGAAUUCGAUGAUUAGAGAGUAUGCAAAAAGUCCACACCCUUCGGAAUCUGUCGCUCUGUUUUCAGAUCUCCGGAAGGUGGGCCAUGCACCCGACAACUUCACAUACCCGUUUGUGCUCAAGGCGUGUGCCCGUUCUUCCAUGUUGGGAGAAGGGGGGAUAGUGCAUUGCGUGGUUUUGAAGGCGGGGUUCCGUUCGGAUUCGUAUGUCCGGAAUACCCUCUUGCAUAUGUAUGCUACCUGUGGUGCAAUUGAGUUUGCACGGAGGGUGUUUGAUGAAAUGCCUGAGAGAGACGUGGUUUCUUGGAGCGCCAUGAUUGGUGGAUACAUCACUUGCAACUGCCCACUUGAAGCUUUUAAGGUGUUUCAGCAAAUGAUGGCAGAGAAUGAAAAACCCAAUUCCAUCACUCUAGUAAGCCUUCUUUCAGCUUGCACUCAUUUGGGUAGUCUUAGAAUAGGAGAAUCUAUCCAUUCCUAUGCAAUUGUGAAUGCAUUGAAAUUGGAUGUUGCUUUAGGCACCGCUCUUGUUGAAAUGUACGCUAAAUGUGGGGACAUACAGAAAGCCCACCAAAUUUUUAUCUCAAUGAGCAUAAAGAAUUUGCAGUCGUGGACGGUCAUGAUUUCGGGGCUGGCGGACCAUGGUCGUGGGAAAGAUGCUCUCACUUUGUUUUCCUGUAUGGAAAUGAGCGGCUUGAAACCAGAUGGAGUGUCGUUUUCUGCCAUCUUAUGCGCUUGCAGCCACUUGGGUUUGGUCAAUGAAGGGCGACAGUAUUUUGAUCGGAUGGUGAGUGUGUAUAAGAUCCAGCCGACGAUGGAGCACUAUGGGUGCAUGGUUGACUUGUUUGGGCGGGCAGGAUUGGUUGAAGAAGCGUAUGGAGUUAUUAGGUGUAUGCCCAUGGAGCCGAAUUCUGUUAUAUUGAGGAGUUUCAUGUGUGCUUGUAGAAACCAUGGCUGGGUUCUUCAUGUGGAUGAGAGUUUGAUGAAACUUCUGCUUGCAAUUGAGCCUGAUCUCGGAUCAAACUAUGUUCUUGCUGCUAACAUGUCAGCUGUAUCCGGGCAUUGGGACAAUGUGGCCCACUUGAGAAGAACAAUGGCUCAGAAGGGUUUGAAGAAGGUCCCUGGGUGCAGUUGGGUGGAAGUGAAUGGGACAAUGAGAUCAGAAGGGUAGGAGAAAACAGAUGGUGGGAAUAUUCCUAAAAAUCAGGUGGACCCCACCACGUACAUGACCUGGCCUGGUUCACUCAUUAGGUGGGAUUAUUCAUGUACUUCAACUGCAGAAUGUUCGCAUUUUGUUUUUUUUUGAAGCCAUCUGCUGUUUUGGAGCAGGUGGUUCAGCUGAUGAGUUGGGUCCUGUUUUCUGCCCAGGCCAUUUGCAGGUGGGGUCCACUUCUGAUGCAUGGGUUAGGCGUUUGAUACUGUCCGUGGCGGUGUGUGCUCAAGUAUAUCAAAUUCAAGGUUAUAUUAUCUAUCGAGCCAGUGUCCCAUAUCCAGCCCUGGUGAAAUCUUAAGAAAUGAGUAAACAUGAUAGCAUUGCUAUACCAGGAAUGACAGAUACAACUGAUUAUGAAGUGAAGCGUUAAUAUCUUUUGCGACAAUCAGAACCAUCCAAAUCAGGACCAAAAACACAAAUAAAAUCGGCUUCCAACAGAAUCAGCCAUGCUGAGUCAGAUCCUUCUCUCCCUACAUAUGUGUUGGGUGGGCCACACUGUGGAUGCAAUGUAGCCCAAGAAAUCAGGCAGAAGGUCGAAAGGUAGGCUUGAGCAACACUCUCUGGUAAAAUGGCAAUCUACUUCAAUAUGCUUACAUCUCUAUGAUAAAAUGGCAAUCUACUUCAAUGUGCUUACAUCUAUCUGAUAAAAUGGCAAUUUACUUCAAUGUGCUUACAUCACUUUAAGAAAAAGGUCUGGCCAGAAAUGUAGGAAUUCUUAUGAAGAACUUGCUGUGCUUUUAGUUGCAUCAAAGAUCCUUUGUGUGAUUUUAUCCGUUGAAAUUGUGUUGGUUGAAUAAUGAGAAA